Chaetomium strumarium is the source of this 438-nucleotide messenger RNA. RefSeq lists its product as uncharacterized. Lineage: Eukaryota; Fungi; Ascomycota; Sordariomycetes; Sordariales; Chaetomiaceae. The transcript has a single exon. The record is from RefSeq and is a predicted model, not a curated record. Bases 1 to 438 code for a protein of 145 amino acids.
AUGAAGUACUUCGCUGCCGCCCUCCUCCUCGCCACCAGCGCCUUCGCCGCUCCCUCCGUCUCUGAGAAGCGCACGGAGGCGUGCCAGUUCGGCAACUACCAGUGCAGCAAGUCCGGCACGGGCAUCGAGGUAUGCGACAUCACCGGCACGUGGGUGAGCGUGGGCGACUGCCCCAAGGGCACCGCCUGCGAGGACCUGCCCCAGAACGGCUACGAGCUGCCCUUCUGCACCGCCAACACGCCCAAGGUGGCCGCCCGCAACGGCCGCGUCCCGAGCCCCGGCGACAAGUGCCAGACCCCCGGCCAGUACCAGUGCUUUGGCGCCUACGCCAUCCAGGUCUGCGACACCCAGAACGUGCUGCAGAAGGUCGGCGACUGCCCCCCGAAGUCGAACUGCCAGUAUAUCAACGGCAUUCCCUUCUGCGUUGCCAGCGUCUAA